This is a messenger RNA of Colletotrichum orchidophilum, 2319 nucleotides long. RefSeq names its product Mov34/MPN/PAD-1 family protein. Gene Ontology annotation, molecular function: protein binding; proteasome binding; metallopeptidase activity. Gene Ontology annotation, cellular component: proteasome regulatory particle, lid subcomplex. The transcript is spliced from 4 exons. NCBI's taxonomy places the organism in Eukaryota, Fungi, Ascomycota, Sordariomycetes, Glomerellales, Glomerellaceae. Gene Ontology annotation, biological process: protein deubiquitination; proteasome-mediated ubiquitin-dependent protein catabolic process. Bases 1 to 2319 code for a protein of 772 amino acids. The record is from RefSeq and is a predicted model, not a curated record.
AUGGAGCGCUUCAGGAACAUGCUCCAGUCCCAGGGCCUCGGUGGCCUGGGUAGCCAGCCCGGAACGGACAACACACAGCUCAUCGACAACUCCGAGACCGUCUAUAUCUCCUCCCUUGCCCUCCUCAAGAUGCUGCGACACGGCCGUGCUGGUGUUCCCAUGGAAGUCAUGGGUCUGAUGCUGGGAGAGUUCGUCGACGACUUCACGGUACGCGUAGUGGACGUUUUUGCCAUGCCACAAAGUGGUACUGGUGUCAGUGUAGAGGCCGUCGACCCCGUCUUCCAGAUGAAGAUGAUGGACAUGUUGAGACAGACCGGAAGACCUGAGGCUGUCGUAGGAUGGUACCACUCGCAUCCUGGCUUUGGAUGCUGGCUGUCGUCCGUCGAUAUCAACACCCAGCAGUCCUUCGAGCAGCUGACCCCGCGCGCCGUCGCCGUCGUCGUUGACCCCAUUCAGUCCGUCAAGGGCAAGGUCGUGAUCGAUGCCUUCCGCCUGAUCAACCCUCAGUCCCUUAUGCUUGGCCAGGAGCCCCGGCAAAGCACGAGUAACUUGGGCCACUUGAACAAACCCUCAAUUCAGGCCCUCAUUCACGGCCUGAACCGACACUACUACUCCAUCGGCAUCAACUACCGAAAGACGGCGCUCGAAGAGAACAUGCUCAUGAACCUGCACAAGCACGUCUGGACCGAGGCGUUGGAGAUGAACGACUUUAGACACGAGGGCGAUUGUAACAAGGAGCGCUUGGAACGCCUCGUUAGCCUAGCAGAAGGCUACGAGAAGCGCGUCAAGGAAGAGACCGAGUUGACGAAGGACCAGCUCAAGACCCGCUAUGUUGGCAAGCUCGACCCCAAGAAGCACUUGGAGGAUGUCGGCCAGCAGCUGAUCGAGGACAACAUUGUGUCCGUUUCGAGACAGAUGAUCGACAAGGAGGCGACGAUGCCCAAGAAAGACGGACCGGCGGGUGGCAAGGAUCAAGCAAACGGCGACUCGAUGGAUGUGGAAGAGGAGUUGCGGACAAGUUCUACGGCUGGCCUAUUCAAUUUCCCGCUCCAGAGUCCGCUCGACUUCGAGGAAGAAUCCGCCGGUCGGAGCAACGGUCGAUUCAGCACCAUCGAAGCCCUAAGACGAUUUUUCGGCCGCAUUGGCCAUCACUUCGAAGAUAUGGCCUCUCCUUCCUCGCGGACGUCGGACCUGAACGGGAAUCAACCGAUGUUGCACACUACAUCGUGUGAACCGAGUACCUAUAUAGCCCGUGCAGAAGCCGUAUCGCCAUCAGACUCGGACCAACAGUCCCCCAGCUCGUCCGUUGCCAGACCCGACAUGAGCUCAGCAUCAACCUGCCAAGUCCUCCACCGCAUCGGGCAAACCUUCUCCCACGUCCAGUACGCCGUCUGCGGCGACGCAGCCAUGGUAGCAUACGGCCAUCCCGCCCGACCAGCGUCCCACAUCAGCAUCAUCUGCCCGGUUUACGCCCAAGAGGUCAUGAAGUCAUGGGCCGCUGCCACGAGCGGUAUGCUAAACUAUGCGGGCGAGCCGGACACCCUUGGUGUCGCCGACGAGGAUGGGCGAGUGUGGCCGGUGAAGAUGAGGACGAUGGCCUUUGAGCGUAGCUUUGAGACGCUGCCGACUGUGAGUUUUCGUCUUGGGAGCGAUUCCUCUCUUACGACGGUCUUGACGAUGCCGGCUCUCGUGAACGAGAUUGCGCUUUCUUAUGUUAUUGACAGACAUACAGAGGAAGAAGGGUUUUUGGACGAUCUAGCUGCGGACCUGGCUUGGCUCCUGCGGGAGAUGAUCCAGGACAGCAGUCCGGAGCAAAAGCUGAAUGCGGAGGACGCCCCAGCUAUCGGCAAACCGAUUUUCUGGUUUGACUUUACGGACACGUAUCCCGAAUUGGCUGGACUCUUCUACGAUGCUGGAUAUCGGCCUGAAGGGUCCCAGGGAGAUGCUAGUCAGGUAAGUGAGGCGGCACCAGCUGGUUCGCAGCCUCUUCCCUCGCGCGAGGGCAUAUUGAGAGGCAGAAGGCGAUCUGGUGGCGGCUCCGACGCCGAGCUGCGGCGCCAAGUGCGGGAUGGUCCGAAUUUGACCAGAGCGGAGCUCAGAAGAGUGAUACGGGAUCAUCAUGGGUCGUCCAGGCGCAGGUCGUCGAGUCGUGGUUCAUCGGAGGACCAAGCACGAAAGCCCGGUUCAUUUCGUCAUGGGACGCGGAAGAAGCGCCAGAGAAAAGAAACCCCCUCGUCUGUGGUGUCUUUUGGCGAAAAGAUUUCUAAUUUCUUGUUUGGACGCCCGGAUGCCUCCAGGAGAAAGGGCUCGGACAGGUGA